AAAACGACGGGAGUUUGCAAAGUGCGGAAGGCGCGUCAAAUAAACAGGGUGGUGAUUUUGAAUUUGAAUUAUUUUGCUGUAUUUCUAGUGAAACUUUUGUUUUCCUGCAUGGCUCAGCAGGACGACUCCUGGUCCAGCUGUAAGCGGCCUGCUGAGGUCGUUCGGCUGAGGAGAAAAAGAGCCCGUAGUGUCGCUGAGAGUCCCGGACCGAGCGGCUCUUCUCCGGCUUCUGGCCUCUCCUCAGCAACUCCCAGCCUCCACAGCCAGUCCACAAGCAGAGGGAAACGCAGGAAUCCUUUUUUGACUUGGGAUAACACUGUCAGUCGUCCGAAGAAAGUUUUAGUCGAAGAUUGUGAAAAUGUGUGUACUUUUAUAAAACUAAUGUCCGCUGAGAAGACAUCAGGGGACCGCAGAAGUGGUCCACCAGGAGACAGCUCUGCGGAGAAGUCUCUGUCUGAAGACAACCCUCUGUUGGAAACAGAGGAGCAACAUACUGACAAUCUGCUGUUCAAGAACCCACUGACCAUUACACCGGUCUCCAUAGCUCCUGUUAGCUGUGCAGAGUAUCCAGCUGACUGGAGCUUGAAAACUCGGGUCAUCUUCACCUCUCCAGCCUCCUUGUCGUGGACAGGGCAACUGAAAGCUCAGGAAGAAGCUCUGGGGCUCAGCAACAGCUGCAGAGCUAAGUUUACUAUACUCCCGCACAAUCUGCAGGAGCCCAGGUCCUGGUCCGACGUCCGGUCUGCCUUCCAGCAGAGCUUGGUGUACUGGCAGCACCCUUCUCUGCCCUGGCUCUCUUUGUUCCCCAGGAUCAAUGCUGAAAAGAACUUCUCUGGGAAGAACAUGCCCUGGACUCAGGAUGAAGCAGUACACGAGAGUCUUGUGAAGGAAUGGUCUGUCAGUUUGUCAUCUCUCUACAGCCUUUUAAAGGUGGGGCUGUGCCCAUACUUCUAUGUCUGCUCCUAUCAGUUCACAGUGUUGUUCAAGGCAGCAGGCCUUGCAGGGUCAGACUGCAUAACUGCCUUAAUUUCUCCUACGACUCGAGGUCUCAGAGAAGCAAUGAAGGCUGAAGGUGUGGAGUUCAGUCUUCCCCUGCUGAAGGAAAGGAGGCGGAUUAGUGAGCAACAUAAAAGUAUUCAAAAGGGAGAAGAGGAAACGGAAAACGAGAACAAAGAUUUCUUGCAGGUGGAUGAGGACUAUCAGAAUUGGGAUGAAGAAGAUGAUGGAUACAGCCAAGGUGAAGAUGACAGCUUGUCUUGGCUAAAGGAGAUAGGAAUCCAGGACAAACUCAGGCAGCCUGAAUGCAUUAACAUACAGCUACAAAAAGAAGCUCCGACUCUGUCUCUAGACCAUAAACCUGAGUCGGCUGUAUGUGUGGAGGGAUCCAACUCUUUCAAUCUCAUCAACUUCCUAAUCAACUGGAAAAGUGUGGUGGCUGCAGCUGGUUCUCAGACCGGUCUGCCACCAACCUUGCUGGCCCCCACUGCCUUCAGAGGGGCUACCAUGAAUGUGCUGAAGGGCCGCAGCGUUAAUGUCAAGAACUUGGUCGAUUGUACCUACCAGAACAUUAGCAGUCUGGAGCUCACAGGACCCAUCCUUCCUUCAUCUCUUCAUGCCAUCACAACUCUUCUUCAGACUGCACAAAAAGGCAACUUCUCUGCUGCUCUUUAUACUCAUACACCCACUGCUGUCAUGAACAUAGAAACCUACAGGAAACGGUGUGGCAAGGCAGUGGGAGACCUGACUCACUGUGGUCUUCCUCCUGCUUCAAUUAAUCAUCUCCAGCAGCCAUCCACUCUUGGGAAAGCUACCCUGACACACAUUACAAUGAAUAACUACAACUACACCUGGAAGAUUGGAUAAAACAAGAGACGGUGCAUAUCUGAAACCAUCACACCUCAAGCAAAGAGACAACAGCCAAUGGAAUUUCUUCAAUGCUUUAGAUUUUGUUGGUCUUUCAUCAAGCAUAGGUGUAUUUUUUGUAAAUUGUUUUUAAAAAAUAGUUCAUAAUAAAUCCUAUUUAUGCAAGUAAUUUUUCUACAAUUUUUGGUUUUCAACAAGGUAAUUUUAUUGGAGAAAAAGUGUUUGACCACUUCCUGAUUUCCUUUUUUUUCAUGUUAGUGUUCCACUAACAUCAAACCAAUUUAAAUUGGUUUGAUGUUAUUCUCUCUAAAGGAGAAUAACGUCCCAACUUACAUUACCCAAUGUGAAAAGGUGAUUGCUGCCAUACCCUGAAAACUGGUAAGAGUUCAAAGAGUUCAACUUUAUUCAGUCCACUUUUGUUUUCCCAUAAGUCUUAAGGGUCAUCAAGAUGUGCUUUGGAAAAAUUGAGACAACCCUUAAAUGUUCUUUUUGCUUGUCUUAGAACAAGUGUAACCCAGAAGAGAAAACGUCCCCUUUUCUCUCCUAUUCAUAUGAAUAGAUUUACGUUAUUAUUUUGAAAAGAAGUGUGAUCCUCUUUUAGCUUUAUUUCCUGUUUCAAAAGGAAGCAUGAUACUGUCUUCUUAACUUGGAAUGCACGGUCAGCUUCACUUUGAAGAUGUAAGGAGGCUGUAGACAAGCUGUGCUGAACUUUAUGGUUAUCAUUAAAAAUUAACAGCAUUUCCAGAAGUUAAUUUUUAAUAUCUACUAUGCUAAGUUGAUGGGAGCGUGAACUAGCGAAACGGUGUUGCUGUAUCCAUUGAUAAGGUCUUGGUGAGUUAGCAUUGUGCUAAUGCUGAAUUGCUAUUGGUUUUGUUUCCAUUGAAAAACAUUCUUUAACAAAAAUAUUAUUUUUGUUAAAAUAUGAUUUUACCCAGUCAGAUUUAAGUUCACAAUAUUAUAUGGAAUCAUUCUAAGUUUUUUUGCACUAUUUUUUCAGUACAAUGUACUGUUUAUUGAUCUUAAAUAGGUUUUCUUUGUGAUUUAACAGGAGAAGGUUUAGUAGAAUGAUUCAUUAAUUUUAUUUCAUGCCAUAAUUUACAAAACCUGAAAAAAUGAUUUAAAUCAAUUAUUGAAUUGGCUAAAGGAACACUAAUCCGAUUUAUAUGGUUAAAUAAAUUCAUUUAUUUGUUUACAUGGUUAAAAAUAAAAUAUUACAAAAGAUAUUGAGUUAAAAACAAGAACAUGCAUGUAAAAUAUUACUGUGGUAAUAUGGGAACUAAAGCUAUAAGAAUAGAUGAAAAAAAAGAUUUUAUUGUCUGUAUACAAUAAUGCCAUUGUGUGUAGGCAAGGUUUUUUUUUUUUUUCUUUUAAAACAAACAGCUGUUCUAACUAUCUGCUACCCAUCAAUGCGUCCUACCUUGUGGCAAUGCCUAUGCGCAAGUCGGUGUCACAUACUGCUUACUCAACAGAUUUAUUCAUACAUCCUAUCUGUGGAGGUUUUCUUUUCUCUGUUUUAUUCCAUUGAAGAUUAAGGUAAGCUUUAUCUAAUUUAUUUUGUACCUGUCUUUAGUAAGCUGUUGUAUUAUGCAUUUUUAAGGCAGCUUGUAAACAUAUUUGUAAAUGAUUAGUUUGCUGUCUGCAAUGUCCUUACUGUACUGCAUACUGUAAACAAGAAAGUCAUUGCUUGGCGUCAACCACGUGAAUCAGGACAAAGUACGUUGUUUUGUGGGCUAUGUUGUCCCUAUACUUUAAAAAAUUUUAAUUACUUUUUUUUAUUUUUUAUUAAAGAUGUAUAUUAAGAUACCCUAUCAUUUCAGGUGCACAGUGGCCUGUGACGUUUGGUGGACACAAUUUGACUGCUUCAUUUGAUAGACUGUCAUAAAAUGUAUUAAUGUACAAAAAAGAGUUUGCAGAGAUCUGUAUUUGUAGAUGUCUUAUUUAAUUUCAAUAAAAACUUGUUUCCGCUGUC
Molecule: messenger RNA, 3832 nt
Organism: Xiphophorus maculatus (southern platyfish)
Lineage: Eukaryota; Metazoa; Chordata; Actinopteri; Cyprinodontiformes; Poeciliidae
Gene: donson
Product: downstream neighbor of SON
Exons: 12
Coding region: 109-1863 (584 amino acids)
Biological process (GO): nuclear DNA replication
Cellular component (GO): nucleus
Source: RefSeq, a predicted model, not a curated record